Oldenlandia corymbosa var. corymbosa is the source of this 975-nucleotide messenger RNA. NCBI's taxonomy places the organism in Eukaryota, Viridiplantae, Streptophyta, Magnoliopsida, Gentianales, Rubiaceae. The record is from the annotation of a GenBank genome assembly.
AUGGGUUCCAUUAAUAUAGUAUCUACCACCUUUUCUGCUCUAACAACCUUAUUGCUACUUCUUUCGAGCUUUGGUGUUGAAGCUCAACUGUCACCUAGUAGUUUCUACAGCGGAACGUGUCCUAACGCGCUCACCACCAUCCGUACGGUGGUCCGAUCAGCCAUAUCCCGUGAACGUAGGAUGGCGGCGUCAUUGAUCCGGCUUCAUUUCCACGAUUGCUUUGUUCAGGGAUGUGACGGAUCAAUAUUGCUGGAUCAAACCGAUACAAUUCAGAGCGAGAAGACUUCGUUGGCGAACAAAAACUCAGCCAGAGGUUAUAACGUUAUAGAAGACGCUAAGCGCGAGGUCGAGAAAAUCUGCCCCAGUGUCGUUUCUUGUGCUGACAUUCUCGCCGUUGCGGCCCGAGAUUCAUCCGCUGCGGUUGGCGGUCCAUCAUGGGAUGUGAAGCUAGGAAGAAGGGAUUCAACGACGGCGAGCCGGUCUCUCGCCGAUGCUAAUCUCCCAAGUCCGUUCUCCGAUCUUCCGACUCUUAUUUCCAAUUUCUCUUCAAAAGGUUUCAACGCUAGAGAGAUGGUGGCAUUAUCAGGAGCUCACACAUUAGGACAAGCGCAAUGUUUCACUUUCCGUCAAAGGAUUUACAGCAACGGCACCGAUAUCGAUCCUGGAUUCGCCAGCACCCGCAAAAGGACUUGCCCAAACACCGGCGGAGACAGCAACUUGGCCCCGCUUGAUUUGGUGACCCCGAAUUCGUUCGAUAACAACUACUUCAAAAACUUGCAGCAAAAGAAAGGUCUUCUCAUUUCAGACCAAGUUUUGUUCAGUGGAGGCACCACUGACAGCCACGUCGACGGAUACGCCGCAAACCCUAAAUCAUUUUCCGACGACUUUGCCGCGGCCAUGAUCAAGAUGGGAAAUAUUUCACCCCUGACGGGACAGAACGGGAUUAUAAGGAAGAUCUGCAGCGCCGUCAGCUAA